AUGGAAGCGACGCAAUUAAUACCGGCCCAGACCGUGCUCCAACAUGGCACCCCCCAUGACUGCUGGAUAGUCAUCGACGAUGAAGUCUGGGAUGUGACCAAGUUUGCACCUCAGCAUCCAGGCGGCGCAUCAGUCAUUGUCAAGUAUGCCGGUCGUGAUGCGACAGAAGCAUACUCCGAGAUUCACACUCGAUCUAUUGUACGCGAGCACCUGAGUCCGGACUUUUUCAAGGGAAACCUAGACAGAUCAACAAUCACUGAGGCAUGGACUCGAGCACAAGACAAGCCAGAGUCACCAAAAGCGCAGGCACCAGGAGAGACGGAAAAGAAAAUCCCCCUUCACAACAUCAUCAGUCUCUAUGACUUUGCGGAGUCUGUUGCCAGGACGGGUUCGACGAAGGCAUACGCGUUCUACUCGACGGCCGCGACAGACUGCUGCACACGAGACGCAAAUGAGCAGAUGAUCAAACGGAUCUGGUUUCGACCGCGGGUGAUGAAAAAUGUGGCGCAGGUAGACACGUCGACGAGUGUCAUGGGGAUUCCCAUGAAGAUGCCGCUGUUCAUAUGUCCCACCGGUCUGGCCAAGCUGAUUCACCCGGAUGGCGAGAAAGGGUUGGCACGCGCGGCGGAAUCAACUGGCAUCCUCGAAAUCGUCUCGUCUGCGUCGAGUCAUCCGCUCCGAGAUGUUGUCGCCGAAGCCCCGGGCUAUCCCUUCUUCUUCCAGCUGUACCUGAACAAGGACAAGUCAAAAUCUGCUGCGGCGCUCCGCCACGCCCAGGAGCUGGGCAUCCGCGCUGUCUUUCUCACGGUUGACGCUGCCGGACGUGGGAAGCGCGAGUCUGACGAGCGUCUCAAGGUCGACGAGGUCAUCGUCAACCCUAUCACCGGCGAAAGAGCCCCGGUGGACCAGAAGAAGCGUGGUGGGCUGACGCAGAUGAUGGGGAGCUACAUUGAUCAAGGCAUGACGUGGAAGGACAUUGCUUGGAUCAGGAGUGUCACCGAUCUUCCCAUUGUCCUCAAGGGCAUCACAACCGCUGCCGAUGCCAGACUGGCUGUGGAGCACGGCGUCGAAGGCAUCAUGUUGAGCAACCAUGGAGGUCGAAAUUUGGACUUUGCGCCGCCCAGCAUCCUGCUCCUCCUGGAGAUGCACAGGAACUGCCCAGAGGUGUUCGACAAGGUGGAGGUGUACGUUGACGGCGGGUAUAGAAGGGGAGGCGACAUCAUCAAGGCGCUGUGCCUGGGAGCCAAGGCUGUCGGCCUCGGAAGAUCUUUCCUAUACUCGAUGCAUUAUGGCACCGAGGGAGCGGAGCAUCUCGUCGAAUUACUCAAGGAGGAAAUGGAGAGCGUGAUGAAACUCCUUGGCAUCAAGGACCUGAGUGAAGUACACCCUGGCCUUGUGAACACGUCUGAUGUCGACCACUUGGUUGUUGCUGGGGAUGAGCACCCGUACGCCAAGUGGAGGCCCAAGGCGAGGAUGUAA
Emericellopsis cladophorae is the source of this 1479-nucleotide messenger RNA. RefSeq lists its product as uncharacterized. The record is from RefSeq and is a predicted model, not a curated record. The transcript is spliced from 4 exons. NCBI's taxonomy places the organism in Eukaryota, Fungi, Ascomycota, Sordariomycetes, Hypocreales, Bionectriaceae. Gene Ontology annotation, molecular function: oxidoreductase activity. The coding region runs from base 1 to 1479 and encodes 492 amino acids.